UCCCGACUCUCGGCACAGCCAGUGUCCCCGAGCUGCGCGUCCAUGGCCGACCGGCGGCCCGUUACCACAACGCUGAGCACCAUCGCGGUGCAGUCCGGUGACACACGCGUUGUCAUCGCUUUACUUCAGUCGGGUGACAUCCUCGAGCUCAAGAUCCAGGAGCUUCGUCCUGGGCUCACCGAGAUCGGUGCAUCGUACGAUGAGGCUGUGCGGCUCCAACAGCAACACCGCCAGGUGUUGCUUAAACUGCAGAGUAAGCAGAGCCCCGUCGAAGAGUUGUUGAGCCAGGCCGACGAACUUAUCGCGAACCAGAAGCCGAAGGCCCAGGUUUAUGCAGCCAUGGCUCAUAACCUGGGCCUAGCCUGGAAGGAUCUCAAUGCACAGUUGGAACACCGUAGCCAGGUGCUGGACGCUGCCACUACAUAUCACGCGGCAGCUAAAGAGUUGGCGAACAAGCUGACGGUAGCGGAACAGGAGCUGGCCGACCCCUUCCUGCCUAACGACGUGGCUGCCUGCAAGGAACUACUUCGUAGGCUGCAAGACACGAAAAAAGGUGUCCUGGAAGCAGCGCGCACCACUCUGCAACCGUUAGAAGCCUUGCAGGAAGCCCUAAAAGGAAUGGCAGGCGCCGGAAGUCACUACGAAGCGCUUCAGGAUAGACGUCGUGCACUCGAGCCUCAAUACACCGCCCGUCGAGACGCGUUGGAGCGACGUCUUACGCACCUUCUACUCGCCCACGAUCUGGACGAGGCGGAAGCGCAACUCGAACAAGGAGAGCGUGCGGGCGACGGUGAUCUCGGUGACUCCCAGGCUCGAAGCGAGAUACUUUUACACGAGUGCGAGAGUGGAGCAGCUGUACGGGGCGAGAAACUGCGGCAUCGUGCCCUGCGCCUGGUGGGAUCCGCCGAACGGUUGCCCGCCGGUGAGGACAGCCUGCGGGAACGAGCCUACGCACUGCUGGCUCGUGUCACGGGCGUUCUGGAGAAGGACAACCAACGUGCUCGAGACCUUCGAGAUGCAGUUCACUUCUUCGGCGAAGCUCAGGCGGCUCUGGGCCGACUCGAUCAACUGGAGCUCCAGGUCCGCACGUCUGGCGCGAGUCCGGACUUGCUCGGUCUGGUCGACGCUUCCGUGCAACGCCCGCUGGAAUUGGGGCGUGAUCUUCUGUCUCGAGUUCCGAGUGCGAGAGGGGUCGAGGCCAAGGUGCGCGAGCUGGAACGGCGUCGCCAAGACGUGGCGGACCUCUGCAGCCAGGAUGUGUCUCGGCGAAGCAGCCUGUACGCGCGCUGUAUGACCGAAGUGCAGACCUUCUUGGAACGGCACCGUGACAUGGGACGAGACGAGAAGAGCGCACGUGACUUCCUCCAAAGCCACCAGCGGAUGCUGGCUGACAUGCAGGGAAACGAAGCUAGUCUGGCUGCUGAUGACAUAGCUGGAGACCGUUCGUGGCAGCGGUUCCGCACUUUCCUGGAGAUGCGCAUCUCCGUUGUUCGGCGUGUCAUUGCCUUCUGGGAACUGUUCAACUCGCAGGCUAACGUACCGGAAGCAGCUCUGGAGCGCGCGGCUGAAGACAUAACGCACGAAGCACGCGCAGUAGAGGACCCGACCUUGGACGUCACAAGUGCCAUGGGUUCCAUUCGGGAGGUCUUGGAACAGCGCCGACGAAGUUCAGCUGCUGACGAUUUUGUCCGCGACGCACAAAGGACAACAGAGUCUGCGGUCAAGGUGGAAUCCGAGCUGUACCCUGCCAUCCCGAGAGAACUGAACCGAGCCGAAACAAUCGCCCAGUACUUGGAACGCCAUCUCGACACACUCAUGCCUUUGGUGCGGACCAUCGAAGCUGAACUGGAAGCCCACAUCGCAGCGGCUAGUGGGGACCCGAGCCGAGCUACCGUCGCGGAGAAUCUCCGCGCCACGCAGACACGUUUUCUUUCACGCAUGACCGAGUACCAAGAGUUAGUGAGUCACAUGACGGGAUUUUUCCUUCACUUUGCCCAGCGUGAAAAACAACUGGAAGCUCUGGAGCUAUCUGGAGACCGAGCGGCUCUGGAGCGCCGUGGAGAACCCAUUUUAUCCGAAGCGCAGGAAGAAGCGAAACAGCUGGCAAGCCUGGUGGAACGUAUCGAGCCGAGCGAAGCUGCCGUUUUGGACCGAGACAAAGUCACUGCCUUGAUAGAAGCUCGCCGCGCCCACCUCACUGCUCACCUUCGCGAUCUUGAACGGUGCUCGCAACACGACGCUCGCCUGGGCCAUAUGGGGGAAGAACUGCACCAUGUACACAACGAGGUGCGCGAGGUGACUGAAGCCUUAGCACGAAUGCGCCGCGAUGACACGUCUCCUCCGCCUAAAACCACUCUGAUUCAGUUGGAACGCACCAUCGAGACCUUAGAACGGCGCAUCGAAACCCUCAUCACGUCUCCCAAGAGCGACACGCAAAACCAGCUCGACUCGCAAAUGAUGCGUCGCGAAUUGGACGCGCGCUGGCAGAGUUUUGAGGCUCAAGUUGCUCGUGAGCGGGACCUCAUGCGUUCAGCCGUGCACGAGUACCGGCAGGCCCUCUCACGCCUGACCGUGAAGACCAACGAAAAGUGCGUCGAAACUGCUCGUCAGGAACGACAAGCGAUAGCUCCAGUGGCAGCGCCUGAGUUUACAACUGGCUUGGAAGAUACCGAUGUAGCUGACGGUUCACAGUGCACUCUCGUGUGUGUACUGACUGGAAAUCCUUCACCCAAGGUCCAGUGGUACAAGGACGGCUCCCCAGUUGGGCCUUCUUACGUGGCUUCGUCGAAAGCUUUGGGCGACGGGCUCGCAGAACAGCGGCUUUUUAUCAAGACUGUGCGCGCCGCGGACGAAGCGAAGUUCUUGUGCAAAGCUAUCAACGCUGCCGGCAUGGCAGAGACAAGCUGUAGGGUCACUGUACUAGAGAUGCUUCGGGACCAUCCGAUCGAAGAACUGAUCCAGGAAGCACCGGAGACAGCUGGAGUCGCACCAGCAUUCACAGAAUCACUGCCUGGUAGUGUGGCAUUGUCUGAAGGACAGCCUCUGCAACUACAUUGCUCGUUGAUCGGUGAUCCGACUCCGAACGUUGAGUGGACCAAGACUCCAGGACAGCUCAGGGACACUGCCAAGUCGUCUUUCGAUGGACGUGUAGCUCAGCUGGAUCUACAAGGAACAAUCCCUGGAGACACCGGAAGUUACAGGGUGGUCGCCCGCAACCCAGUCGGACAGGCGUCAUGUGCAUGUCAGGUGGCUGUUGCGAGCACUGGUGAGGGGCCACGUGUGGUGAGGGCCUUAAAGGACAUGGACGUCAACACCGGUGCUGGUCCAGUGAAGCUCGAGUGUGUCAUUGUGGGGGUGCCGGAACCAGAGGUUAUAUGGUAUCACGACGGCGUUCCACUGAAGGAAAGUGGAACAGUGCGCCUGGAGUUCCAAGGCGACCGCUGUGCUUUGGUGCUCCAGCCAGUCAGGCGCGAAGAUGAGGGCCGUUACUGUUGCUCGGCCGUCAGCCCUCGGGGUCGGUGUUCCACCGAAUGCCAACUGCGUGUCAAAGCACCGGCAGCACCCGUGUUUCUAGAACCUCUUCGGGAUGUUACUCUGCCGUCUGGAGCACGAGCGGAGUUGUUCGCCCGCGUGGCUUCCGAUGAAGCGCCGUUUCUGGCAUGGUACAAGGAUGGUCGCUCUGUGUCUCCUGGAGCCGAUUACCAGAUUACGCACGAUGGUGAUGGCGUACGACUGGUCAUCCCAGAAGCGUUUGUGGAGGACGACGGCCUUUACGAGGUCGAGGCAAGCAACAGCGGCGGCCGCACGCGUUCAUCCUGCAGGCUUAAAGUGGCUGCGCCCGUGGUGGAAAAAAUCGUUCCCGUCACGUCAACCGACCUCGUGGUCGCGAAGCCGUGCCUGGUCAUGGCGCGGUCGCUACCCACUGAGUUGCAGGUCCAAGCAGGUACACGCGUCUCUCUCAGUGCUUCCGUCGCAGGAACCAGCAACGCCCUCCAGGCCAAAUGGUACCGCGGCUCGGGAGAACCAAUUGCGGAUUCGCCGGACUUCCGACUGAGUCAAGCACGGGAAAUGGUCGUUCCCGAAGAAGGCGGAUCUCUCGUACCGGCUACCUCGUUCACGUUGAGCAUCGCCGAAGCGUUCCCUGAAGACUCCGGUAUCAUCUGGCUCUGCGUCCAAGGGCCCGGCGACACGACGGUCACUUCCCGUACACAACUGCUGGUGCUGGACGAGGACGAUAACCGGGAACAAGCAGCGCAGGCCGCUCGCGACGUCAAGGUCUAUCGCGUCAAAGGCGCACCGUCCAGCGAGAGUGGUGUCGGUGACCUCGAGAUGCGGGUUACGGAGGUCACCGAAGUGAAUGAGCUCCCUCCAGACGUCUCCGAAGAGGUGACGACGCGCACGGCCGCCGACGGGCCUCAGAUCUCGGAAGAAGUGACACGUCGUAUUACGCGUCGGGUAACGGAGAUCACCAAGACACGAACCCAGGAAGUGCGGGGUCCACUUGUCUACCGCUGGGAAUUCCGCCAAUAGAGAGAUGCCGUCAUAGCCUGGCUCAGUGCCUGCUGCCUAGUCGUGGUCCUUGUUGUGGGUGGCCAAAAUAAAGUCUGCUUUUCUUGUUUCAA
Messenger RNA from Ornithodoros turicata, 4622 nucleotides. Its product is annotated as coiled-coil domain-containing protein 141-like. The transcript has 22 exons. The record is from RefSeq and is a predicted model, not a curated record. Gene Ontology annotation, molecular function: protein binding. NCBI's taxonomy places the organism in Eukaryota, Metazoa, Arthropoda, Arachnida, Ixodida, Argasidae. Bases 43 to 4530 code for a protein of 1495 amino acids.